Molecule: messenger RNA, 1464 nt
Organism: Fulvia fulva
Lineage: Eukaryota; Fungi; Ascomycota; Dothideomycetes; Mycosphaerellales; Mycosphaerellaceae
Exons: 2
Coding region: 1-1464 (487 amino acids)
Source: RefSeq, a predicted model, not a curated record
AUGGCGCUUCACCACCGUCCUGAGCUCGACGACAUCCGAUCGGCUUACUCGGGCAGCAUGGCUCACCACAGCGAUCGCUCCUUCCAAUCCGACCGCGAAUCUCACCGUUCUUACCAACGAUCGCAUUCCAGCAGCGACAAGUCCUACUCGACACAGCCGACCGUAUACUCGGCCACUUCCGCAAGACGACCACCGCGGGUUCAUUACAACACCUGCGACGACUACAGUGCAGCUCCACCGACAUCCCGAUACUUUCCCGAACAGGCUCCACCAGAGAGUCCAAGAGCGUCAGUAGAGACGUACGCUUCGACAGUACCGAGCGAAGAGGAUCUCCCAGAGGAGACGCCCGAGUAUGAGGUGCCACAGUAUACAGCACGUCCGUACGAGCCAGCUGCGAUCGCAGCAACACCCUCGGACUUCUCAGAGUUGUUUCCGUCUCAUCGUAGAAUGGCAAUACGCCACGACGACGCGACUUUGGAUGGCAACAUGAACUUGCGUGUCGAUACUGAAGUAACCAUGCAUGGUGGUCGUCGCUGCGAUAUGACGCUAUUCCAUCUGCGAAUGCACGAUCUCAGAGAUCGAGAGUUCUCCUUACGCCGAUAUUGCAGAGACUCAGGUCGCGAAGUCUGCCAUUCUGCCCGAAAACAGCAAAAGCCAGCUUCUCCAAAGAGACCAAGCUUUCAACGAUCGCUCAGCAAUGCUUUAAGCAGCAUGCGGUCCAGGUCAGAGCAAAGAAGUCCUACCAUGGCAAGCUUAAAACGGAACGACUCAGGUUAUGGCUCCGUCCAUUCAUCAUUAGACAUGGAUCGCGAUGAUCGUUAUCUGCAGGCAUCGCAGAGUCCGGCACAAUCACAGCAAGCCGUGGAUCCCCACACUGUGAAGCUCGAAUUCAGCAACUAUGCUCAACUUGACGUCAGGCGAGCAGGUACCAAAGCCAACAAGCGAUAUGAGUUCGAGUAUUGGGGCACUCCCUAUGCUUGGAGGCGUGUUGUCAAGAAAGAUAACCCACUGAAUCAGUGCUCGUAUCAUCUGAUUAAGUCAGGCAGUGAGGAAGUGCUUGCCUACAUCAUCCCUUCACCACCCACACCUGGCCAAGCGGAAGAAGAACAGAGCAAAGGUGGCUGGAUACCGCCAUGCUCAAUGUGGAUCGCGGAUGACAGCAUUGUCCGUGGUCAGAAAGACGUAGCAGAUGUUGUGAUCGCUACCGGGUUGAUGGCACUUGUCGAUGACAGCAUCAAAGCGCGCUUCCACGCGCGCGAUUCGAAACAGCUGCUCAUUCCAAAGCUUCAAAUGGGAAUUGAGUAUGUUGGCCCCAAGCGCCUGAUCAACGAGAUGUUCAAGCGCGAAGGAGGCGGUCAACGUAGCCGGCAACCAUCUCACAGCAGCCGGCCGUCCAGCAGUGCCGGACCGUCAAGUGCGAGUGGAACCCGGGCUGCGGUCAGGCAGUCAAGCAACAACUGGUGA